AGUUGUUGAGUUGAGACCGAUGGUGAAUGAAGAGACUCCAGGGAGAAAGACGUCACAAGCACACAUAUAAGUAAGAUUAUUAUUUUUGGUUUUAAAAGAUUACAAGAAGAGGAAGGUUAAAGUUAGAGUUAACUAAAGCGAGCGAGACGAAGUCGUGACAUUAAGGGUGCGACUCGCUAGGGUUUAAAAACAAAGAAAACAAUUGCGAAGGCAAUCACUCCUCACUCUUGGUCUCUUCUGAAAACGUUUUGUUAUUUCUGGUUAAGUCGAGGCCAGCUGUGCGAGUAUGGUAGAAGUCGAUGGAAUAGAGAACCUUGAAUUCAAGUGGGGUAAAAAAAGAGGAACUGGGGGGAUAAAUACGAAAGUUCAGUUUUACGAAUCAUUUACUUAUGACGGUAUUGACUACACUCUUUAUGACAAUGUUUAUCUUCACAAGGAAGGUGAACCAUUGCCAUAUCUUGGAAAACUUAUAAAAAUAUGGGAGACUGAUAGUCGGUUGAAGAAAGUGAAGGUUUUAUGGUUUUUCCAACCUUCUGAGAUCUCAAAUUAUCUUUUCGUUGAAUUGGCGCAUCCAAAUGAAGUAUUUUUGGCAUCUGGUGAAGGAGUAGGUCUUGCCAACAUUAAUCCAUUGGAAGCAAUUGCUGGAAAAUGCAAUGUAGUUUGCAUUUCAAAGGAUGGCAGAAAUCCACAACCUUCAGACGAAGAUAUCCAAAUGGCUGACUAUGUGUUUUACCGUACAUUUGAUGUCGGGCAGCGCAUUAUCUUGGACAAGAUAGAUGGAAAAAUUGCUGGAAUUGAUGUUAAAUUUAUUUUUAACCAAUCGGGUUCUCUGAAGCCUUGUUCUAUUCAUAACUUUAGUGUGGAUGAACCUGCUAGUGAAAAUGCUAUUGAAGCAAAUGGAAGAGUGGUUAUGUCUAAGCUAAACUCAUCUGCGAACCAAAUUUCUGAAGAUGAUAGACAAGUGGAACAGAAACCUGUGGUUGCAGAGAAUGGCUUUAACCACAAAGCUGAAGAGAAUUCAGAUGUUAAAGCUUCAUCAGUUAAACCGAAUCUCUCCCUGCAACAGGAGGUUGUUGCCGGUGUAGUUUCAGAGUCAGGUGAACUGGCCAAAACCAAUGACAGAUCUGGUGAUAGGACAGGUUUGAGCCCUAAAAUUAAAGCAAAAGCAGACUCUAAACUGAAAAACCCUUCUGGUGAGGAGAUAGGUUGUGUCAAUCAAGUCAAAAGUGAAGAAAAAUUAAAAUCCGUUAAGGAUACAGUUGAGUUGGAUGAGAGGCCACAUAAGAAAGCAAAGCUUGAUAAUUCUGUGAAAGUCUCCAGUGACAAGGAAACUACAAAAUGUGCUACAGAACCUUGUGGGACAGCCACAAUUCCUUCCAAAAAGCUGAAGAUUGAUGAUAAAUUAAAAAAAUCUACUAACUGCAAAUCUCCUGCAGUGCCUUCAAAUGAUGGUAUUAAAACUGGUGACAAAGCUAUGGAAGUUACCCGUAGGCCUGAUUCUGAUAGGAGCAAAUGGUUUGGAGAACUCCCUUGGGAAGAAAGUUUACGGGAUGCACACGAGUUUGGAAAACUUGUUCUGUUUCAGAACUUGGAUCCAGCUUACUCUUCAGCAGAAGUGGAGGAUAUAGUUUGGAAUGCCUUCAAUGAAACUUGCAGAGCAAAGGUGGUGCAGCAGACUGCAUAUUCUAGCCCUCAUUUUGGACAAGCUUUUGCUAUAUUCAAGUCAAGGGAAGUUGCAGAGGAUGUUAUUAAAAAAUUGGAUGAGAGAUGCCUGUUGCUACCAAAUCGGAGGCCGCUUGUAGCCAGCAUUCCAAAUCCUUGCUUCUCAAGGAAGCAGUCAAUGUUUGCAGGCCAUCUCAUUGUUGAUAAACUCAAAUCCCAAAGGGAGAUGAAAGCAGCAGUAUCUACUUCACAUUCUUCCCAGCCUAAUACAGUUGAAUAUGAUAUGGCCAUGGAAUGGUUUUUAAUGACUGAAAGAUCCAAUCAGUUCUGGAAAAAAUUAUACGAGCAACAAGGGAAAGAGCUAAAAAAACUGAGGGUUAACUUUAAGUCCAAAUGACCACUAAUAAUUUUGUCUUCCCCUGAUUUUGUAUGUUCCUUUGAAUUAAAAGGAAGCCAUUUUGUGAAGCAAACCACUAAUGCGGAGUUCUGUUUAGACCUCUGAUAUGAAGUUGUCAAGGUGUUGGAAGUGUGGAAACUUGAUUCUAGUUGUGUUCUCAGAUUCACUUCAAUUAGGCGGUGCAACAGACGGGGUAUGCAAAAAUGGAGGCCCGAGCUGUGUUCGGUAUUCAGGCAAAUUUUGGGAAGUGUAAUUAUGAUUUGCAGUUCAGUUUUAGCAAGAUGGUUAGAUCCUCUCAUAUACAUAUAUUUUCUCGAUUAUGGGAAAUUUGUAUAAUCCAUCCUGCGAUGCCCUCUUUUUUGCUAGGAUGGGUUUUCCUAGCUGGCUGUUGUUUAGUUUUGUUUCCUCCUGCCGAACACUCUUGGGUUGUUUUUGCAGAUUACAACUAACUUCCAUGUUUGGAACUUUCAACUAAAAACAUAAUAUGCUUAAUCCUACAAGCUACUCAAUUAUGGGUUAAAACUUCAGAAAUAAUAAUCUAAAACUUGUUCUUA
Molecule: messenger RNA, 2613 nt
Organism: Gossypium raimondii (Peruvian cotton)
Lineage: Eukaryota; Viridiplantae; Streptophyta; Magnoliopsida; Malvales; Malvaceae
Product: protein ANTI-SILENCING 1
Exons: 13
Coding region: 287-2059 (590 amino acids)
Molecular function (GO): chromatin binding; RNA binding
Source: RefSeq, a predicted model, not a curated record